Molecule: messenger RNA, 1462 nt
Organism: Thalassophryne amazonica
Lineage: Eukaryota; Metazoa; Chordata; Actinopteri; Batrachoidiformes; Batrachoididae
Gene: pofut1
Product: protein O-fucosyltransferase 1
Exons: 7
Coding region: 20-1222 (400 amino acids)
Biological process (GO): regulation of Notch signaling pathway; Notch signaling pathway; protein O-linked glycosylation via fucose
Cellular component (GO): endoplasmic reticulum
Molecular function (GO): peptide-O-fucosyltransferase activity
Source: RefSeq, a predicted model, not a curated record
AGCCGGUGCAUACUGGGACAUGAUAAUAACCACAAUGACGGGAUAUCGACCGACUUUUUUUGUUUUCACACAGAUAUGUUUAUUUUUAUCGGUUAUACUUCAUACGUGUCGCGUUUUUGCCAAAGAACUGACGUGGGAUGAGAACGGCUACAUUCUCUACUGUCCGUGCAUGGGACGUUUUGGAAACCAGGCAGAUCAUUUCUUGGGAUCACUGGCAUUUGCAAAGAUGUUGAACCGCACCUUAGCAGUCCCUCCCUGGAUUGUGUACCGACACCACACACCCCCUUACACCAAUGUCCAUGUUCCCUACAAUGAGUUCUUCAAGCUGGAAGCCUUAUCUGCCUACCACCGUGUGCUGAGUUUGGAGGAUUUCAUGAAGCAUCUGGCUCCCAAAUACUGGCCCGAAGGACAGAGGAAUGCCUAUUGCUUUGAGACUGCUGCACAGCGAAGUCCAGACAAAAAAUCUUGCCCCAUGAAGGAUGGGAAUCCAUUUGGUCCGUUCUGGAACUACGCUGGUGUGGAAUUUGACAAAUCUGUCUUGUUUGGGGGCAUUUCAUUUAGUUCUUACCACCAGCCUCAGUGGAUAAAAAAGUUCCCUCCCUCUGAGCACCCUGUCCUUGCCAUGCCUGGGGCUCCUGCCCAAUUCCCAGUGAUUGAGGAACAUGUUGGUCUGCAGCGGUUCAUCAUAUGGUCAGACGAGAUGGUAAAAGAAGGAGAAGAACAUAUUUCAUCUCUGCUACUCAGGCCGUAUGUUGGUAUUCACCUGAGGAUCGGCGUGGACUGGCAAAAUGCCUGCAAAAUGCUAAAGAGUGGAGAUGUGGGGUCUCACUUCAUGGCAUCUCCACAGUGUGUUGGCUACAACCGUCAAACAGCACUGCCUCUCACAAUGACCAUGUGCCUUCCUGAUCUGUCAGAGAUCCGCAGAGCUGUCAGGCUGUGGGUGAAGAGGACCUCUGCUCGCUCUGUGUACAUCGCCACAGACUCCGAAUCACACAGCAAGGAUAUUGAAAAGCUCUUCAAAGGCAAGGUGAAGGUUGUGUGUCUCAAGCCAGACUCGGCCCUGAUGGAUCUAUACAUCUUAGGCCAGGCCGACCACGUCAUUGGCAACUGUGUGUCUUCCUUUUCAGCCUUUGUAAAGAGACAGCGGGACGUCCAUGGUCUUCCAUCGUCUUUUUUUGGCAUGGACACGCCUGGAAAAUCAAAUCAUAAAGACGAACUUUGAAAUGGCAUAUGAUUGUAUUGUGGAAGCUGAUGAUGAUGUGCUGUCACGUGGAGGCAUGCCGUGGGUGAUGAUAUGGAAGACUUUGGCAUCAUGUAAAAGCAAGAUAUAGGAUUUAAGGUUUCUGGCAUGGCACAGGUUCAACUUUGUAGUUGGUGUUAAGCUGUGAAAUGAUGAAUGUAGGUGGUCUUUGCAGAAUGUUUCUGUGGUAUGUCCUCACUUUUACUAUGAAGAAAGAAUUUU